AUGGCAGAAUGCAAAAAAAAUCUCAACCGCAUUGGAUUGAUUUUUCAUCGUGAAGAUUUGCAGCCGAUCGGUGAGGGACCAAUCAUUACGGCUGUCGCCAAAAUUAUUCCCUACCGACAAAUCUCUAUUGAUAUUCUUCCCUUCCUUCAAAAUGUCGACAAGGCACUUCGGUUUCUGCCACCUCUCUUCCAAGCAGCCAAAGCUUGUCUAAUUAUUUUUGGCUUUUCAAAAUCUCGCCGAAUCCUACGAACCGGUCUAAAUCGUACCUGCGGAAGACCAAAGUACUACAGUAGAAAUCCCUUGGAGAAGAACAUUAAGAUGGUAGAGAAUUCAAUACAUCCAGAUAACGUUGAUCGAUACGAAAGUAUUCCCUUUAAUGUAGUUUAUAGUAGCACUGCCUUACCUCAAUUGGAAUCCCAAUCUAAGGUCCCAGUGUAUGCCAACUUUGAGGAUGUGCAAGAACUUUCUGUGUGA
Molecule: messenger RNA, 474 nt
Organism: Rodentolepis nana
Lineage: Eukaryota; Metazoa; Platyhelminthes; Cestoda; Cyclophyllidea; Hymenolepididae
Source: the annotation of a GenBank genome assembly